Messenger RNA from Mycena indigotica, 2313 nucleotides. Its product is annotated as tRNA (Cytosine-5-)-methyltransferase. Bases 13 to 2313 code for a protein of 766 amino acids. Gene Ontology annotation, cellular component: nucleus; cytoplasm. Gene Ontology annotation, biological process: tRNA methylation. NCBI's taxonomy places the organism in Eukaryota, Fungi, Basidiomycota, Agaricomycetes, Agaricales, Mycenaceae. Gene Ontology annotation, molecular function: tRNA binding; tRNA (cytidine-N5)-methyltransferase activity. The record is from RefSeq and is a predicted model, not a curated record. The transcript has 14 exons.
GAAACUCAAGCGAUGGGUCGCAAUAAUAAACGGGGCGGUAGGCGCGGUGGAAAGAAACGCGAUGACACUUUCCGGAGCGAGCCGAUCGUGAACAAGGAAGACAUGACCAACGACCGUUUUGUGGCAUACUACAAGGCGCAAAACAUCAUAUCAGAGGGAGAAGAAUGGGAGGAAUUCAUGGAUAAACUCAGAACGCCUCUCCCGACAACAUUCCGCGUUGCAGGAAGUAGAUUAACAGCACAAUCCCUCAAUGCAUCAAUUAGAGACUUACAUGUCCCUAAUCUAAAAAAUGUAGUCUUCGAGGACCAGGCUGUCUCACCACCGGUACAGAUCCCUUGGUAUCCUGAUGGUCUAGCUUGGCAGUUCAACGUUCCCAAGAAGGUGCUUCGGAAAUCGCCAGAGUUCAAAGGGUUUCACUCGUUCUUAGUUUUUGAAACGGAAGUGGGAAAUGUUUCGCGACAAGAAGCUGUCAGUAUGCUGCCCCCACUCUUCUUGGAUGUGGAGCCGCAUCACAAGGUUAUCGAUAUGUGUGCCGCCCCAGGGUCCAAAGUCAAGCUUGUUCUUAGUUCUCCCGCCAUGGCUAAGACCUCCAGACAGACUGCCCAACUCCUCGAGGCCCUACACUCCCAAGACACGCUUACAUCAACCUCAAUCCCCUCUGGAAUGCUCAUCGCAAAUGAUAAUGACCACAAGCGCACCCAUCUGCUUAUUCACCAAUCCGCCCGCUUGCCCAGUCCGGCUCUCAUGGUCACAAACCUCGAUGCAUCCAUAUACCCACACAUGAAGGUUCCAUCACGAAGACAUCCAAAUAAGCUUGAACCCCUGUUGUUCGACCGCAUUUUAUGUGAUGUACCAUGUAGCGGAGACGGCACACUUCGCAAAAAUGUUGGAAUUUGGAAGACAUGGCAGCCUAUGGACGGUAAUGGGCUUCACAGCCUACAGAUUCGCAUACUUCAACGAGCAAUGAAAAUGCUCGCUCCAGAAGGUCGCAUUGUAUACUCUACUUGCUCUCUCAAUCCAGUUGAGAAUGAAGCCGUUAUAGUAGCGGCCUUACAGUCCAAUCCAGAGUUCCAUCUUGUCGAUGUUUCUGCACGCUUCCCCGAUCUCAAGCGCUCUCCUGGAGUAACAUCAUGGCGAACGACCGACAAAUCGCUUAACAUCUACGAAACUCACGAGAAGUUCUUGGAAUUAACCCAGGAAACUCACGCGUUCAAGGCGAAAUUGACACGCAGCCAUUUCCCACCAGAUGAUGUAGAACAAUAUAAUCUUCCUCGAUGUCUCCGGAUAUACCCUCAUUUACAAGACACUGGCGGGUUUUUCGUUGCCAUUUUGGAGCGGAAACAGGUGGCUACUGCACCCAGUGAAAAGAAACGCGAGGCGCCUGAUGAAGUGGCCGAAAGUCCUGAAAACAAAAAGCCUCGACUGGAUGAAGCCAUAAAGGAGGAGCCAAUGGACGAUUUCGCUGUAGGUACCGCAACUGAAGAAAAUUCUAUCAAGACAGAGGAGUUAGUUGAUGAUAUAAAAAUCGAGGAGGACGUCAAAAAAGAGGCAAAUUUGGCGGAGACCAAGGUCGUGAUGGAGAAGUCCAAGAAACAAGGCGAUGCAGGCUCUUUCAAAGAAAACCCAUACACUUUCCUGAAACCUGGCGAUCCAACGGUCGCAACCUGCCUCGAACGCCUCUGCAUUAACUCGGACUUCCCAUCCUCAAAUAUCUUGGUCCGGAAUCCCGAGGGAGAAGCUGCAAGAGCACUCUAUAUUGCCAACGACCUCGUGAAAUCUGUUGUGACUAACAAUGACUACGUGCGGAUCCGGCUUACCUUCGCGGGCACCAAAAUUUUCGUCAAGCAAGAAGCUGGACGCGGGCUCGAGGCUCAAUUCCGUGUAUUGGGUGAAGCCGUACCGCUGGUCCUCCCAUAUGUCGAUCGUGCCGGUAUCAUCGACGGCGAUUUUGAUGUCCUAAGGGCGUUAGUUGCUGGCCACUAUCCUUUGUGCGAGACAUUCCAUGAGCCAUUCAAGUCAGCCUCCAUUGCCGCAAGGUCAGGGGGGCAUAUUGUGAGGUUCCCUCAAGGAAAUGGCGAGGAUGCAACUUUAUCGCAUGACCUUUACCUUCCCAUUUGGAAGUCCAAUGCCUCACUCACCUUAAUGAUCGACAAAAAAGCCAAAAGUGCUUUGAGCAUGCGUGUGUUCAACAAGGACAUCACCACGCCAGCGAAACAAACCUUGGCAAAAGAUGCUGUUGUUGUGCAGGCAGAAACUGUUGAGCAAGAGGAGGAGGAGGAUGACAUCGUAGACGCAGACAUGGUUGAUGCCUAG